CAGCUCUGUCUGUUAGCGGCUCACUCACUCACACAUUCAUUUAAACUCACAGCUCCGCUUCAUUCACAGGCCUGCUCAGUUAUGAACAUGAUGCAGUUUUUAGCGAGUUUUAUUUAUUUGGCGCUGUUGUGUAGUAGGAUAUGCUGUGAUAAUGACACAGAAGAGGAUGAGCACGCCAAACACACAUACACGGUGGAGAUGUUUAAUGAUGCCGUCUCUACUGCUCCACACUUCGUCAUGUUCUACGCGCCCUGGUGUGGUCACUGUCAGAGGCUGCAGGGGACGUGGAAUGAGCUGGCAGAUAAAUAUAACAGUAUGGAAGCUCCUCCAGUGUAUGUUGUGAAAGUCGACUGCACAAAAGACACAAAGUUUUGCUCCAGUGAGCAUGGGAUCCGCGGAUACCCUACUCUUAAGUUGUUUAAACCUGAUCAGGAGGCUGUAAAGUAUCAGGGCCCAAGAGACCUGCAGGCACUGGAGACAUGGAUGCUGAAAACUCUUCAGGAGGAACCCGAAGAACCCCAGACUGAACCUGAGCCUCCAAAAGUCCCUGAACCCAAACAGGGCCUGUAUGAACUCACAGCCACAAACUUCAAAUCACACAUCUCUAAAGGUUCUCACUUUGUGAAGUUCUUUGCACCGUGGUGUGGCCACUGCAAAGCCAUGGCUCCAACUUGGGAACAGCUCGCCACCAGCUUUGAGCAUUCAGACAGCGUCAAGAUCGGCAAGGUGGAUUGCACACAGCACUAUGAAGUGUGUUCAGAUAAUCAGGUUCGUGGUUAUCCCACGCUGCUCUUCUUCACUGAUGGAGAGAAGGUCGAUCAGUACAGAGGAAAGCGUGAUCUGGACUCAUUUAAAGAGUUUGUCGAUAAUCAUGUAAAAGCUGCUGCAUCUAAAGAUGAACCUGUGAAAGAGGAGGAGCACGCUCACGAAAUCCCACCUAGCAUUGAACCCGAAAAACAAGAGGACAAUGUUCUUGUAUUGACUGAGGGCAACUUUGAUGAAUCUUAUCCUGUCGUUCAGCAGCUCACGCAAUGUGUGUUUGUGUAUUUAAGGUGUGGUCACUGCAAAAACCUGGCCCCUACCUGGGAGGAUCUAUCUAAGAAGGAGUUUCCUGGUCUGACCGAUGUGAAGAUUGCUAAAGUGGACUGCACCGUGGAGAGAACGCUCUGCAACAGAUACUCUGUGCGUGGAUACCCAACUCUACUGAUGUUCCGAGCAGGGCAACAGGGGGAGGAGCAUAAUGGAGGGCGGGACUUAGAGAGCUUGCACAAUUUUGUUAUGAAGCAAGCGAGAGAUGAGCUGUAACCCCUCCCUCAUUUUCCACCUAGAAACACAUCCUCCACAAAGCAACACUUUCUACAUUUACCGUACAAACUGACUGCUUUUUGUUUAUUUCUGAUGUUCCGCCUCCUGAAGCGAACACAGUCUUUUACACAUGAUAAAAUGUGAAUGUACAUGAUUUCAUCUCUUGUCAGUUGAUGAGAUUAUUAGCUAUUACAACUACAGACUUUUGAUUUCGCCCUUUCUCUGUUAAAACGAUUAUGAAAAAUGACUUUAAGAUCAGUACAUCAUUUUAAGGUGCAUAUUUUGUCGGUUUUGUUUGAGGAAAUUCUGCUUAGUUUACGAUCAGCUAAGAAAAUAUGACCUCAGGGAGACCAUGUACCAUUUAAAGACCACAAUGACAUGUACCUGCUGUGAUUUCAGUUUUUCCUCUAUUCGGUGUAAAAUACUAUGGCACUUUGACCAUGAACAUGAUUUUUUUUUUUUUUUUUUUGUUUGUUUCAAAUGUUUCUGUUGUGGUCUUAGCUUUUGAAAUGGUUGUAUCAUUUAGAAUAUUAAACAUUUAUUAAAUAAACCAGACUAAGGUAGUUUGUUAGCCAGGCAGACUGGGAGACCUGCUUAAACCAACCCAGACCGGGAUGGUGACUAACUGGUUACUUGUCUGUAAUCAUCAAACUUGGCCAGUCUUAACCAUCUUGAUGGCCAGUGAACCAUAUUGGGCUGGUUUAAUAUCUUUGGUUAAUUUCUUAUAAAGCUUCUUAAUGUUCUUAUAGACAUAUGAAUAGGGUAAAUGCAUUAGACGUAUCCUCAAUAUUUCCAUUACGUAAUGCGUUUUUGCAAUAUCUCAACACUAAAGGUAAAACAAUGCAAAAUAGAUCGUUUUUGCUGUAUAAUGACUGUUCAUGGAAAUAUGGUUUACUUACAGUAGAGGUUGUGAAAGGUUAAAGCAUUUAUGGUACAGUUUUUUUUUUUUGUAGAUUAUUCUGCAGAUGUGGCUUUUGUAGUUUCCCCUUGUCAUUUUUCAUUUUGAUUAGGUUGGAUUAUUUAGACUUUAGAUCUGUUUGAGUCUCUCUUUUUUUUUUCUUCUUUUUUUCCCCCUCUGCAAUUCAGUAUUGAAGGCUUUCAUAUGCAUUCAACCACUUUAAAUAUUAUUAAUGAACUGCUUAAAAAAAAAUCAUAAUGGUAAAAAACUCAGACACUAGCGUAGCCUGGUAUCAUUGCUUGAAGCACGCCGAUAGACUUGUACGUGUUCUCCUGAAGCGAUCUAGUGGUUUCAUUGAUUUAAAUGUAAUUUUCAUUUUUCCUUUCAAAUAUUCCCACACCGAGAUGUUUAUUUUUCUCUCUUACUGGAUCUGAAAGAGAAGGAAGGGAAAAGCAAUCAGAGAAACCACAUAUAUUCAGUGAAGUUUUUAUGGUAGGCACAUGGUUAAGGCCGAACUCGCUGAAAAAUGCAGUAUUUUUGUCCUGUGUGAGAGGGGUACACACUGCCUGGGGGGGGUUUGUACAAAAAAAGGCAUGUUGUGAGAAAUUUCAUAAUAAAAUGUCUUUUUCCAAAAA
Messenger RNA from Puntigrus tetrazona (Sumatra barb), 2838 nucleotides. It is a transcript of the gene txndc5, whose product is annotated as thioredoxin domain containing 5. The coding region runs from base 82 to 1305 and encodes 407 amino acids. Gene Ontology annotation, molecular function: protein disulfide isomerase activity. Gene Ontology annotation, biological process: protein folding. NCBI's taxonomy places the organism in Eukaryota, Metazoa, Chordata, Actinopteri, Cypriniformes, Cyprinidae. The record is from RefSeq and is a predicted model, not a curated record. Gene Ontology annotation, cellular component: endoplasmic reticulum. The transcript has 10 exons.